AUGGCGGCGGAGGCGAUGGGGGUUAGGCCCAGGAGCUCAGCCAGCAGAGCCAAGGACCCCUCGGGGCUGCUCAUCUCGGUCAUCAGGACUCUUUCCUCCAGCGAUAAUGUUGAAGACCGAGAGAAUGAGAAGGGCCGGCUGGAAGAGGCUUACGAGAAGUGCGAUAGGGACCUGGACGAGCUGAUUGUUCAGCACUACACCGAGCUGACGACUGCCAUCCGCACGUACCAGAGCAUCACUGAGCGCAUCACCAACUCACGCAACAAAAUCAAGCAGGUGAAGGAAAACCUGCUUUCCUGCAAGAUGCUUUUGCACUGCAAGCGAGACGAGCUCCGGAAGCUGUGGAUUGAAGGAAUCGAACACAAACACGUCCUGAACCUGCUGGAUGAAAUCGAAAAUAUCAAACAAGUGCCUCAAAAACUGGAGCAGUGCAUGGCUAGCAAGCACUAUCUGAGUGCCACGGACAUGCUGGUGUCAGCGGUAGAUUCUUUGGAGGGGCCACUCCUUCAGGUGGAGGGCUUGAGUGACCUGCGCCUAGAGCUGCACAGCAAGAAAAUGAACCUCCAUUUGGUACUCAUUGAUGAGCUGCAUCGGCACCUCUACAUCAAGUCUACUAGCCGGGUUGGACAGCGCAGCAAGGACAAAGGGAGAAUGAGCUCUCUCAUAAAGGAUGCCUCCCCAGUACCCCUGAUUGACGUCACAAAUUUGUCUACCCCUCGGAAAUUUCUCGAUUCCUCUCAGUUUGGUACUCCUGGAAGUGCCAGCGUGCGAGAAUUAAGUCUGCAGGAUAUUAAGGAGGAUUUGGAGCUAGAUCCAGAGGAAAACAGUACCCUCUUCAUGGGCAUCCUCAUCAAAGGACUAGCCAAACUGAGAAAGAUUCCAGAGACUGUUAAAGCUAUCAAGGAGCGCCUGGAGCAAGAGCUUAAGCAGAUUGUCAAGCGGUCCACUACCCAAGUGGCAGACAAUGGCUACCAGAGAGGCGAGAACCUCCCUUCGGAGAAUCAGCCGAGAUUACUCCUAGAGCUGCUGGAGCUUCUCUUUGACAAGUUCAACGCUGUGGCCGCUGCUCACUCAGGGGUUCUGGGCCAUCUCCAGCAGACUGUGGCUUCCCUCCCAAAUCAGCAUGAAGAGAUCAAGUUAUAUGACAUGGCAGAUGUGUGGGUGAAAAUACAGGAUGUCUUGCAGAUGCUGCUGACAGAGUACCUGGAUAUGAAGAACACUCGGACUGCUUCUGAGCCAUCAGCCCAGCUCAGUUACGCCAGCACCGGACGUGAGUUCGCAGCCUUUUUUGCCAAGAAGAAACCACAAAGGCCAAAAAAUUCUCUGUUCAAGUUUGAGUCAUCCUCCCAUGCCAUCAGCAUGAGCGCGUAUUUACGUGAACAGAGACGGGAACUGUACAGUCGAAGUGGAGAACUGCAAGGAGGUCCUGAUGAUAAUUUAAUUGAAGGCGGAGGAACAAAGUUUGUCUGUAAGCCCGGAGCCAGGAACAUUACUGUUAUAUUCCAUCCAUUACUCAGGUUUAUUCAAGAGAUCGAACACGCCCUAGGACUCGGCCCCACCAAACAGUGUCCGCUCCGAGAGUUCCUCACCAUGUACAUCAAGAACAUCUUCCUCAGUCAGGUUCUGGCCGAGAUUAACAAGGAGAUCGAAGGGGUCACCAAAGCAUCUGACCCCUUGAAGAUCCUGGCCAACGCAGACACCAUGAAGGUGCUAGGGGUGCAGAGGCCCCUCCUUCAGAGCACGAUAAUCGUGGAGAAGACAGUGCAAGACCUCAUGAACCUGAUGCAUGACCUGAGUGCAUAUUCGGAUCAGUUCCUCAACAUGGUCUGUGUGAAGCUUCAGGAGUACAAGGAUACCUGCACUGUGGCCUACAGGGGCAUUGCCCAGUCGGAGGAGAAACUAGUGAUCAGUGCAUCCUGGGCAAAAGACGAUGAUAUCAGCAGACUCUUGAAGUCAUUGCCAAACUGGAUCAAUAUGGCGCAGCCCAAACAACUGAGGCCAAAGAGAGAAGAGGAGGAAGAUUUCAUAAGGGCAGCCUUUGGCAAGGAGUCUGAAGUUCUCAUUGGGAACCUGGGAGAUAAAUUAAUCCCCCAGCAGGAGAUCCUGCGUGAUGUCAGCGACCUGAAAGCCUUGGCGAACAUGCACGAGAGUCUGGAGUGGCUGGCGGGCCGGACCAGAGCAGCUUUCUCCAACCUUUCAACGACUCAGACUUUAUCCCCAGGUCAGGAUAGUCACAUGACCAUGGACCUCCCACCUGUGUCUGAGCAGAUCCUGCAGACCCUCAGUGAACUGGCCAAAUCAUUCCAGGACAUGGCUGACCGAAGCUUGUUGGUCUUGCAUUUGGAAGUCAGAGUGCACUGUUUUCACUAUCUCAUCCCUCUGGCUAAGCAAGGAAACUACGCCAUUGUCGCCAAUGUGGAGAGCAUGGAUUACGACCCUCUGGUAGUGCGGCUGAAUAAAGACAUCAGUGCCAUUGAAGAGGCAAUGAGCGCCAGUCUCCAGCAGCACAAAUUCCAAUACAUCUUUGAAGGCUUGGGACACUUGAUCUCCUGCAUUCUCAUCAACGGCGCCCAGUACUUUAGGCGUAUCAGUGAGUCCGGCAUCAAGAAAAUGUGUCGGAACAUCUUUGUCCUCCAGCAGAACUUAACCAACAUCACUAUGACUCGAGAAGCUGACCUGGACUUUGCAAGACAGUACUAUGAGAUGCUGUACAACACGGCCGACGAGCUCCUGAACCUGGUGGUGGACCAAGGCGUGAAGUACGCGGAGCUGGAGUACAUCCAUGCCCUGGACCUUCUGCACCGCAGCCAGACCGGCGUUGGGGACCAGACCACUCAGAACAUGCGGCUGCAGCGCCUGAAGGAGAUCAUCUGCGAGCAGGCCGCCAUCAAACAGGCCACGAAGGACAAGAAGAUAACCACCGUGUAACCCGCCCCUCCAGCCCCUCGGUAACCCGGUAGGGGCUGGGACUUCCCCGCCUGUCAGACCGUCCUGGGGCAAGCCUGUAAUUAUAGCAGAUGGGCAUGAAUGUCACAGGCAGCGAGUUCAAGUUAGCCCAGGGGCAGGCAAACCCAGUUUGGUUUGGCUACAUCUACCCUCUUGCACCCAUGUUUAGUUUAUUACCUAUAUUCAUCACUGAUUUUACCCCUUUGAGGGAAGAAGUUUGUUUCUGUUUUUUUUGAGUUUUUUUUCUCCCCGAAGGAGACUGUAGAAGCAGUUUGGGUUAUGGCGGGGAAUGGCUUUGAUUUAGCAUCUGCCUGUUUCAUUGGAUUCUAGAGGAAUGCGGGGUCUAAGGCCAGGGUGCACAUUUGGGAUCAGGGAAGGGAGGGAAGAUGGGUAGGAGGAUGCGCCUUGCUCCAAUGUGUGGGACACUCCAAACAGUGGGGAACGGGCUUCUACAUGGGAAUUUGUCCCUUUCUGCAAGGCUGGGUGGUUCGGCGGGGCCGGGGAGGGGGUGCUCAAGGGGUUUUAUUGCAUGAAAGAUGGGGUUCUUACACUGUUGGCGUUGAGAGUUUUCAGUGAGAUGAUAGCCUCAUCUCCUUGUGCAUGGCUUUUUUGCUGAUCCGUUGCCAAGGCCUUGGUAAACAGCUCCUGGCUAAGUAGAAUCGGGCCGUGGCAUUUUGCAGUUUCUUUUCCCCACCCGGAGCUGGACCUCCAGCUCCCGGUUCUGGGCAGGGUCUCCCGACUCAUCGUCCUUGAAGCAGUUCGGUUGGUUUUUGCUGCCCAUUUUUUCUGUUUACGAACCAAGGUCCACAUGAACGAGUUCAUUCUUUUCUGUUAGUGAGGGAAGGGGAAAAUAACCAACUUCUACAGCAAAGACAGUUGCUUAGGUUUUCACUUUGUGGGAGGAAACACUCGUUAGCAGAUUUCCUCUCUCUUGGAAAUGGAGCUUGGGGGGCAGAUUUCUUUCCUGCAGGCUAGUAGGUGCUGUAGCAAUCCUCUAGCUGGCCUUAAAGGGAGUGAGACAGGCUAAGGGGUUUCUUCUGUCCGGGACCUCUAAAAUCCUAGCCUGUCAUGCUCCCGCCCACCUUGCCUCACUCUGUCCUCUGUGCUACAGGCUUCACCACUCUUUUCAAUAUGCAUUUCCUUGACGUUGUUUAACUGGCAUUGCCCUCUGUGUGAGGAUUCUGGUUUCUUAACAAAGGAAAGAGCAGGACACUGUACACUCAGCCCCUUCCCUUUCCCCCCGAGCCCGGCAGCCUCGGGUGGCCUGGAAUUUUGCGCUUGAACAAUGUAGGCCUUGAAAAAAACAGGAAAAUUAAAGAAUGUUUUAA
This is a messenger RNA of Tachyglossus aculeatus (Australian echidna), 4274 nucleotides long. It is a transcript of the gene EXOC4, whose product is annotated as exocyst complex component 4. The coding region runs from base 1 to 2928 and encodes 975 amino acids. The transcript has 18 exons. NCBI's taxonomy places the organism in Eukaryota, Metazoa, Chordata, Mammalia, Monotremata, Tachyglossidae. The record is from RefSeq and is a predicted model, not a curated record. Gene Ontology annotation, cellular component: exocyst; growth cone membrane; synapse. Gene Ontology annotation, biological process: chemical synaptic transmission; exocytosis; Golgi to plasma membrane transport.